CUGACUCUGCCUUUCCCCCCCUUCCCUCUCCCCGCGGACCAUAAAGGGCCCCGCCGGCGGUCGGGCUGCAGACGGCUGUCCUCGGCUGAGCUUGGCGCUACCCGCAGAACCCGAGAGCAGAGGAGACGAACCCGAGACCCUCGCCCCCCCUCGCUCAGCAGCCAUGAGGGUCCCAGCCCCGACCCUCCUCCUCCUCCUCCUGCUGCUCCUGCCGCUGCCCUGCACGUGGACCGGCCCCAGGAAAGUCCCCAUCGUGGACAAGGACACCAGCAUGGCGGACCGCGUGUUGGCCUACCACUACCUCAAGCUUUGCGGGUACAGGACGGCGCCCAACGGGGGGUGGGUGAAGGUGAGGACCGCAUUCAAGGCGAUGCAGAAGCAACUGGGCUUGCCGGAAACAGGGAGGUUGGACGCCCCCACCCUCGCGGCCAUGCGGGCGCCCUGCUACGAAGUCCUGCACGGGGAUACCUUCCACACCCUCCUAGACUACUCCAAGUGGAACCACACAGACUUCACCAGAGCUUCGGGACCUGCUGCCCACAAGGCUCCAGGAGGUUCUGCUCAGCUGGUGAUACAGCGGCAGCCCAAGUCUGGCCCCUCCGUAUCUCAUCCAGGCCCUGCCAUGAUUGGAGGGCACUCCAAGGGCAAGCCCUGCUCCUUCCCCUUCAAGUUCAAGGGCAAGAUGUACAGCAGCUGCACCACGGACGGACGCUCUGAUGGGAAGCUCUGGUGCGCCACCACCAAAGACUAUGAUGCAGACAAGAAGUGGGGCUUUUGCCCUGUCCAAGGCCCGGCCGUGUUUGGAGGGAACUCCCAGGACAAUCCCUGCUCCUUCCCCUUCAAGUUCCUGGGCCAGAUGUACAGCAGCUGCACCACAGAUGGACGCUCUGAUGGGAAACUCUGGUGCGCUACCACCAAAGACUAUGAUGCAGAUUUGAAAUGGGCCUUUUGUCCUGACCAAGAUCUGAAGUUUCAGGCAGCCAUGAGAGAGGUUUUUGGGCCUCUUAAGCCCCACGGCUGCCAGGAACGGACCCGGGAAGGUGAGCGGCGGAUGGCGGCAGCCAUGUUUGUGGCGCCGGGAGGGUGGGCCCUACACAAGACUUUCAAAGCUGGAACCUGGUCCAGCCUCUGUUGCCAGUUUGCGGCUGCAGAGCCCACAGGCCAUCCCUGUCUUCCAUUCAGCUUUGGGACCUGUCCCCCCAAGGCUCCAGGGGGUUCUGCUCACUGGGUCCAACAGUUGGGCAUCAAGGCUGACCUCUCCCUCCUCCAUCCAGGCCCAGCUGUGAUUGGAGGGAACUCCCAUGGCAAACCUUGCUCCUUCCCCUUCAAAUUCCUGGGCCAGAUGUACAGCACCUGCACCAGAGAUGGACGCUCUGAUGGGAAGCUUUGGUGCGCCACCACCAGAGACUAUGAUGCAGAUUGGAAGUGGGGCUUUUGCCCUGACCAAGGUAUGGGGGAAGCCCCUUUCACUGCCCCUCUGAUGUACAGCACCUGCACCACAGAUGGACGCUCUGAUGGGAAGCUUUGGUGCGCCACCACCAGAGACUAUGAUGCAGAUUGGAAGUGGGGCUUUUGCCCUGACCAAGGCCCAGCUGUGAUUGGAGGGAACUCCCAGGGCAAACCCUGCUCCUUCCCCUUCAAAUUCCAGGGCCAGAUGUACAGCAGCUGCACCACAGAUGGACGCCCUGAUGGGAAGCUCUGGUGUGCCACCACCAGAGACUAUGAUGCAGAUUGGAAGUGGGGCUUUUGCCCUGACCAAGCUUCGGGACCUGCUGCCCACAAGGCUCCAGGAGGUUCUGCUCGGGCGGUGAUACAGCGGCAGCCAAAGGCUGGCCUCUCCGUUCCCCCUUCAGCCAUGGCUGUGUUUGGAGUGAACUCCCCGGGCAAGCCCUGCUCCUUCCCCUUCAAGUUCCUGGGCCAGAUUUACAGCAGCUGCACCAGAGAUGGACGCCCUGAUGGAAGGCUCUGGUGUGCCAUCACCAAACACUACGAUGUGGACAGAAAGUGGGGCUUUUGCCCUGACCAAGUCCUCUUCACCUACGACGGACACAGCGAUGGGAAGAAGUCUGUUUCCCCCUUUAUCUUCAGGGGCAAAUCUUACCAGGUAUGCGCCACUGAUGGGCGCCCAGACGGCUACUGCUGGUGCUUGACUCCUGCCAACCUUGACCAGGACAAGAAAUAUGGCUUCUGCCCGAAUAGACGCACUGCCAUGAUUGGAGGGCACUCCAAGGGCAAGCCCUGCUCCUUCCCCUUCAAGUUCCAGGGCAAGAUGUACAGCAGCUGCACCACGGAUGGACGCUCUGAUGGGAAGCUCUGGUGCGCCACCACCAGUGACUACGAUGCAGACAAGAAGUGGUACUUUUGCCCUGACCAAGGCCCUGCCAUGAUUGGAGGGCACUCCAAGGGCAAGCCCUGCUCCUUCCCCUUCAAGUUCCAGGGCAAGAUGUACAGCAGCUGCACCACGGACGGACGCUCUGAUGGGAAGCUCUGGUGCGCCACCACCAGUGACUACGAUGCAGACAAGAAGUGGUACUUUUGCCCUGUCCAAGGCACUGCCAUGAUUGGAGGGCACUCCAAGGGCAAGCCCUGCUCCUUCCCCUUCAAGUUCCAGGGCAAGAUGUACAGCAGCUGCACCACGGAUGGACGCUCUGAUGGGAAGCUCUGGUGCGCCACCACCAGUGACUACGAUGCAGACAAGAAGUGGUACUUUUGCCCUGACCAAGGCCCUGCCAUGAUUGGAGGGCACUCCAAGGGCAAGCCCUGCUCCUUCCCCUUCAAGUUCCAGGGCAAGAUGUACAGCAGCUGCACCACGGACGGACGCUCUGAUGGGAAGCUCUGGUGCGCCACCACCAGUGACUACGAUGCAGACAAGAAGUGGUACUUUUGCCCUGUCCAAGGCCCGGCCGUGUUUGGAGGGAACUCCCAGGGCAAGCCCUGCUCUUUCCCCUUCAAGUUCCUGGGCCAGAUGUACAGCAGCUGCACCACGGACGGACGCUCUGAUGGGAAGCUCUGGUGCGCCACCACCAAAGACUAUGAUGCAGACAAGAAGUGGGGCUUUUGCCCUGUCCAAGGCCCGGCCGUGUUUGGAGGGAACUCCCAGGGCAAGCCCUGCUCCUUCCCCUUCAAGUUCCUGGGCCAGAUGUACAGCAGCUGCACCACAGAUGGACGCUCUGAUGGGAAGCUCUGGUGCGCCACCACCAAAGACUAUGAUGCAGAUUUGAAAUGGGCCUUUUGUCCUGACCACGGCCCAGCUGUGAUUGGAGGGAACUCCCAUGGCAAACCUUGCUCCUUCCCCUUCAAAUUCCUGGGCCAGAUGUACAGCACCUGCACCACAGAUGGACGCUCUGAUGGGAAGCUUUGGUGCGCCACCACCAGAGACUAUGAUGCAGAUUGGAAGUGGGGCUUUUGCCCUGUCCAAGGCAUGGCUGUGAUUGGAGGGGACUCCCAGGGCAAGCCCUGCUCCUUCCCCUUCAAGUUCCAGGGCAAGAUGUACAGCAGCUGCACCAUGGACGGACGCUCUGAUGGGAAGCUCUGGUGCGCCACCACCAGCGACUAUGAUGCAGACAAGAAGUGGUACUUUUGCCCUGACCAAGGCCCUGCCAUGAUUGGAGGGCACUCCAAGGGCAAGCCCUGCUCCUUCCCCUUCAAGUUCCAGGGCAAGAUGUACAGCAGCUGCACCACGGACGGACGCUCUGAUGGGAAGCUCUGGUGCGCCACCACUAGCGACUACGAUGCAGACAAGAAGUGGUACUUUUGCCCUGUCCAAGCCAUUGCUGUGUUUGGAGUGAGCUCCCUGGGCAAGCCCUGCUCCUUCCCCUUCAAGUUCCAGGGCAAGAUGUACAGCAACUGUACCACAGAUGGACGCACUGAUGCGAAGCUCUGGUGCGCCACUACCAGUGAUUACGAUGUGGACAAGAAGUGGGGCUUUUGCCCUGACCAAGGAAGUAAUGACGUCCGGACGUGUGGGCGGAGCUUCGUGCUGCUGCUGCUACCAGUUCACCGAACCAUGCAUCGCAGCCGCUACCAGUUCGAUUGA
Molecule: messenger RNA, 4036 nt
Organism: Ahaetulla prasina
Lineage: Eukaryota; Metazoa; Chordata; Lepidosauria; Squamata; Colubridae
Exons: 21
Coding region: 164-4036 (1290 amino acids)
Cellular component (GO): cell surface
Molecular function (GO): metallopeptidase activity; heparin binding
Source: RefSeq, a predicted model, not a curated record